Molecule: messenger RNA, 2800 nt
Organism: Anguilla anguilla (European eel)
Lineage: Eukaryota; Metazoa; Chordata; Actinopteri; Anguilliformes; Anguillidae
Product: NXPE family member 4-like
Exons: 7
Coding region: 71-1729 (552 amino acids)
Source: RefSeq, a predicted model, not a curated record
CUUCCCUAUAAAUUCAAGCCCCACUCGCGUUUUCACUGGUUUAUCGUGCAACAACCUCAUUCCAUUUCAGAUGGAAUUUAUUAAACCCAUGGACCAACCUGGGGAGAGCGCAACAGACCCUCCAUCAACUGAAGUACAUUGUUUUGGAACACAGCAAUGCAAAUAUUCAAGAAAGAAGUUCAUAUGCAUUUCUCUGUGUGCCAUAGGUGUUUUGUUUAUGUAUUUUUCCAGACUAUACAAACGGACAUCAAUAUGGGAGCAAUCCAAGACCACUCAUAAAGAAAUGACCGUAGAUGAAGUAAUAUUCUCAUUAUCAUGGCCUCCCUCAACUUCCAACUUCUCCUCUUUCAACAACUCUUCCAGUGCUCAGUACAGUGAGGUCAGGCUAGAGCAGUCUAGGGCUCAGUACUGUGUGGGGGAUACACUGAAUGUGCUGGUGGAGAUGAGGAACUAUUCAGGGCAUCCAAAAUCCUAUGGAGGAGACUUCAUCCUGGCCCGGAUCCACUCUGCAAAGCUCCAGGCAUGUGCAUCAGGAGACGUUAUUGACCUCCUCAACGGCUCCUACCGUGUGCGUUUCCGCUUGUUUUGGCCCGGAGAGGUGCACGUCUCUGUGCGUCUGAUCCACUCCUCUGAGGCAGUUAGGGUCCUCCAGAAAGACUGGAUGCAGGACUACGGUAAGGCUAUGCACAAGGGAACCUUCAUCAGUGGGAAAAAGAGGGAGACGUCUCAGUGCGCCCUCCGGCUGAGCCCAGACAGGCCCCUGUGUGAGUACAGGAAGAAGGAGGAUGGAGAAUAUUACGCCUGCUACAAGCCCCAGACCCUUCCCUGCAACUCUCUGACCAUUACAAAGUCCUACAUUCCCCCAGGUCCUCAUCUCACAGAGGAGGAAGUUCAGCUCUUAGCCAGGAAAAAUACUGGAAUAGAAAUAAAAAACAGCUUCAAGCCUGUGACAGUCGUUGGUUGUACUGAUGCAACCCACAGACCAACUGAAAAGUGUGUGGCUGGAAUGAAUUCCCCUUUUCCUGGGGGAUAUUUCUAUUCAAACAGGUGGUCUUCUUCCAUUUGUCAGAUAGGCCCCUUCCUCAGUGAAGAGACCAUCACCAGAUGUUUAAAGGGAAAGACUCUCUACCUAUUAGGUGACUCCACUCUGCGCCAGUGGAUAGAGUAUUUGGGAAGAAAGCUGAAAGGCCUGAGAUACAUAGAAAAAGGAGAUGAUUCAAAGUUGGCUGCUGAUGUCCAUAACAACAUCACUGUCCGGUGGGCAAGGCAUUCUCAUCCCUGGAUUGGCUUUCGCGCAGCCAACAUAAAGGCAACAAUCCCCCUUCCUGAAAUACUGGACAGGAUAGCUGUUGGUAGUGGGCAGGACGACGUGAUAUUGGUCAUUGGAAUUGGCCAGCAUUUCCGGCCCUACCCCCCAGAAGUCUUUAUCCGAAGGCUACGAAAUGUCCGCCGGGCAAUCCUACGGUUACAUGCUCGUAGCCCACAGACAACUGUUGUUAUAAAGCUGGAGAACAGCAGGGAACUGGAGUCAAAGAUGACACAAUUCAGUAACUGGUAUGGCUACAUGCAGAACCUGGCUCAGAGAAAGGUGUUUGAGGACAUGAAAGUCGGUUUGGUAGAUGCCUGGGACAUGACUGUGGCCGCCAACACUUUUGCCGUCCACCCGAAUGGAGUCGUUGUAUCUAAUGAGCUGGCUCUGGCCCUGUCAUUCGCCUGUCAUGAGGCAUAGGUGCCCUUUGAAAGGUCACUCUGUAAUUGUAUGUAUUUGCGCACUUCUUUGUAAAUUGCAUUUGGAGAUGUUGAUAGCAUAAGUAUAUAACCCGUGAUCAGGCAGCUCUAAAUAAAUGAAGGUGCAAUAACUCCUUUAUUUGUUAUAAACCUUUACUGAACCAUACCACUUAUUUAUUGGCCUUAUUUAUCUACUCUGCAUGCCAUAAAAGUUAUUAGGAUUUCAAGAUAAAAACACAUGUUCCCAGGAGGAUUAUUGGUCAGCACAGGUUUAUCAAUAUACAUAUCCCACUUAAAACCAUCUCUAUAGUGAAGCAUGUUGAUGGUAGUAUUAUGCUAUGGGAUGUUUUUCUUCAAACGAUGACAAGUUAGACCCUAUACACCCAUGAGACCUCUCUGUUCUGCUACCUCUUGGUGGCUAGCACCCCUUUUUUUCUUUGGACAAUAUUAUACCUAUACCAGGGGUGAAAGUAUAAAGGUCAUCUUUCCAGUGGUUCUUUCUUAGUUAGGGGCUGAAGCCGCUGGAACCCUAUUCUUUUUGUUAGGAUUCUUUUCCCCCCCUCCCAUUUCACCUCAAAUAACCAUGAGCUGGAAUGGCCUAGAAAUUGAGUGUCUUUCAAGAGGUUUGUGCUAUUCUCUAAUGUGGGUAUUUCACAUACUGUAGUGUAAGCAUUCAGAUGGCUCAAUCGUGUUAUGUUUGAUGCCUGGUUUACCGUGAAGCUAGAACAUCGCCAAUAUUUUUCUAACGUGGAAUAUAAUUUUAUUGUAAUUUUAUUGUAUUAGUAUCUCCAUGGGCUAUAAUUGUAACUUAGAGUAAGGAAAAUGCCCAUUCAAAUUCACUGUGUGCUCAUUAUGUGCUAGAUGAACAUAAAAUUUCCCAUGGAGUGAUAAUAAAUGUAACAUUUGUAAAAGGCCAUCCCGCCCCCAUGCAACAAAUUCGAACAUACUACAGAGUACAGAAAAACAUACAAACAUGAAUGAUUACAAAUUUUGGUAUGAGUACCAGUGUGUCAUAAUGAUUUUGCAUUAUUUUUCAAUGUGAUAUCAAUGUUUCAAAAUAAACCAUCACAAG